Messenger RNA from Daphnia pulex (common water flea), 1627 nucleotides. Its product is annotated as esterase FE4-like. The record is from RefSeq and is a predicted model, not a curated record. The coding region runs from base 124 to 1473 and encodes 449 amino acids. NCBI's taxonomy places the organism in Eukaryota, Metazoa, Arthropoda, Branchiopoda, Diplostraca, Daphniidae. The transcript is spliced from 10 exons.
UACAUUGAUGUAACACUCGAACGGCGACGCAGCACUUAUAUAAAGAUAGCAGUUAGGUCAAUCGUCGUUCGGUGGGACACAGCAUAUAUAGUCUAAACUCUAAACAUAUAUCAGAGUCUAAAAAUGAAAUCCUGUAGCAUUUUGAGUUUGCUGUUUGUCUGCUGUUGUUGUGUGAUUUUACAAUGCCGAGCGCAACAGGAACCCACCGUGGAUAUUCCAGCCCUCGGCCAACUUCGUGGAUCUCAAAUGGUGUCGUCAUCCGGGCGAAAUUUUCACGCUUUCAGAAGCAUUCCUUACGCUGAGCCACCCGUUGGAAAUCUGCGCUUCAGAGACCCAAUUGCGGCUAAACCUUGGACAGGACGUGUGUUGGAUGCGACCAAGGAAGGUCCCACAUGCCUCCAAAACGACUUGCUUACCGGUCUCACCCAGGUCGGCCAAGAAGAUUGCCUGGUGCUGAAUGUCUACACCCACAAGAUAAAUGAUGCAAUUGAAAAAGCCUUGCCGGUCAUGGUCUGGAUUCACGGCGGUGGUUUUUCGGCGGGCAGUGGCAAUUUUGAAACGGAUUUUUAUGGUCCGGGAAAAAUUCUCGAUCGAGACGUCGUCCUUGUGACAAUCAAUUACCGUGUUGGACCUUUUGGUUUCUUGAGUACGGAAGACAAGGAAGCCCCCGGAAAUUAUGGACUCCUCGAUCAGACACUGGCAAUUAAGUGGGUGAAAGAUCACAUCGCCAAUUUUGGAGGCAAUCCAGACUCGAUUACCAUUUUCGGAGAAAGCGCUGGCGGCGCCAGCGUCCAGUUUCAAGUACUGUCACCACAUUCCAAAGGGUUAUUCCAUCGCGCCAUUUCUCAAUCUGGAGCCCCCGGUUGUCCGUGGGCCAUCCAAAGAAGUGUCGGGGAAUACACGCGACUUCUAGCCGAAGAUUUGAAUUGCCCAACAUCAAACUCUCGGGAGUUACUAGCCUGCCUGAGAAACACGGAAGCUUCCAAAAUUCUGGAAUUCAAGAGAAAAUUAGUGAUCCCAAUUGCAUUGAGUUUGGUCCCCGUCGCUUUCGGACCGCGCAUCGACUCCGAGCGAGACUCGCCAUUCCUUCCGGACGAUCCGGAAGUACUUGUGUCACGCAAACAGUUCAAUCAAGUGCCAAUGAUUGUUGGCCUGACUAAAGACGAGGGAUCUCUUUUCUCUGCAAGUCUGGCCUCAAUCGACGGCAAAAAUCUGGCAGUUUUAAAAAAAGAUCCGCUCAAUUGUCUGGCUCAUGCCAUGGGCAUGGAAAAGCAAAAGAACGGGCGCGAAAUAGCUCAGAAGGCGUACGAUCACUAUUUCGGCACCUCGGAAAGCGACGACGACUUUGUGGCACAAUACGGAAAGAUGGCAUCGGAUGUCGGUUUCUUCAAAUGCAUCGACGAUUCGGUCAAAGUUUUCAGCCAAUACAACGGCCAGCCGGUUUACUACUACAACUAUGCGCACAAGGGCUAACAUUCCAUUACCCAAAUGUUGGGCGUGCCCGACGACAUAGAUUUUGGUGUGAGUCACUCUGACGAACUCAUGUUGAUGUUCACCAGCAAUUUCAUUCCACCAAUGACCGAUGCCAACGACAUUAAAGCCUCGAAAAUGCUGCUCGAUUUGUGGA